AUGGAAGCAGUUGUCUCUAACAUUACUGAAGGGAUCGUUGGGAGAUUGGGCUUUGAAGCUGUGCGAGAAAUUGCAUUGUUUUGGGGUGUAAAUGAAGAGCUUAUAGGACUUGAAGAGACCAUUUUAACAAUCAAAGCUGUACUUGCUAAUGCAGAGAAGAAGCAGAUCCAUAGCGAUCAAGUCAAAACAUGGCUUAGUAGACUUGAAGAUGUUGUCUGUGAAGCUGAUGACUUGGUGGAUGGGAUUUCAACUGAAGCUUUGCGAUGCCAAGUGAUGACCAGUAACACCCACAUAGCCAAGCAGGUAUGCACCUUUUUCUCGACCUCGAAUCAACUUGUGUUUCGACACAAGAUGAGUCACAAAAUAGAGUCUCUUCAGAAGAAACUAGCUGUGAUUAGAGAUGAUAGGCAAUUCCAUUUGGAGGAACACCACGGAGAGGCUCAAGCAAUGUAUAAUAGAGUGGUGAGGGAUACUCACUCGUUUGUCUCUGAAGGAGAAGUGGUUAUUGGGAGGGAGGGUGAUAGAAUGAAAAUCCUUCAACUUUUGUUGGAUACGAAAUCUGACAAUGAGAAUGUAUCAGUUGUUAAUAUAGUGGGUCAUGGUGGACUAGGAAAGACCACACUUGCUCGACUUGUGUUCAAUGAUGAAAAAGUCGAAAAAGAUUUUGAUCUCAAAAUGUGGGUGUGUGUCUCUGAUGCAGAUUUUGAUGUUGGAUUGCUUGUUCAGAAAAUUAUUAAAUCUAUAUCUAAUAAUCAGAAAGUUGAAAAUUGUGAGAUGGAGUUAUUGCAAAAGUCUCUUCGAGAAAAAAUAAAUGGAAAACGAUAUCUCCUUGUUCUUGAUGAUUUAUCGAAUGAGAAACGCAAAUUAUGGUUGAAGUUGAAAGAUUUAUUGUCAAAUGGCUUAGAUGGGAGUAGAGUAAUUGUAACUACUCGCAGUAUGGUGGUUGCAAGGAUUGCAAAGACCACAUUAGAACCAUAUCUCUUAGGAAAUCUUGAUGAUGAUGAGUCUUGGUCUUUGUUUAAGAAAAUGGCAUUUGUGGAAGGACAAGAACCAAACAACUCCAGCAUCGUCCAAAUUGGAAAGGAGAUUGUCAAAAAAUGCAAAGGAAUUCCUCUUGCCAUAAGAACCAUUGGAAGGAUGCUGUACUCUAAAGAUCGACAAACCGAGUGGUUGUCCUUCCACAAAACAGAAUUUUCGAAGAUAUCUCAAGAUGAUGGUGAUAUUUUACCCACAUUAAAGCUUAGCUAUGAUUGUCUCACCUCCAAUUUGAAACAUUGUUUUUCCUAUUGUAGCUUGUUUCCUAAAGAUCAUUAUAUUAAUGUAGAAAACCUUAUCAAGCUUUGGAUGGCUCAAGGAUUUAUUAAGGCAUCUGAUGCAAAUCAAUCACUAGAGGAUAUGGGCCGUGAAUAUUUUAUGGAAUUAUAUUGGAGAUCAUUUUUUCAAGAAGUGGAAGAAGAUGAGUUUGGUAAUAUAGAUUAUUGUAAGAUGCACGAUCUCAUGCAUGAUCUUGCAGUAAAAAUUCCAAUUUCUCUGUCUCAAACAGCAAAUAGUAUCCGAACAGUUCUUUUGCCUAGCCGACAAAGGGAAGGUUAUGCAUUAAGAGAAAGUUUGCAGUUAUGUGAUGCAACUUUUUCAAAUUUCAAGCUCUUACAUGCUUUGGAUCUGCAUGACUCUGGAUUAACGACAUUAUCAAAUUCCAUUGGAAAGUUGAGGCAUCUAAGAUAUCUCGAUCUUUCUAGUACAAAAAUCAAGGCAUUGCCUAAUUCCAUUACCAAGUUACAGAACUUGGAGACUCUGAAGCUGUCUGGGUUGGGUGAAUUCAAAGAAUUUCCAAGAGAUAUGAAAAAAUUAAUAAGCCUCAGGCACCUUGAGUUUGUUGGGAUGAGGGAUUUGAGACAUAUGCUAAGUGGACUGGGACAGUUGACUAAUCUUCAAACCUUAUCAUAUUUUGUGUUAAGUAAAGGGACAAACUUAAGGCAUGGUUGUGGUGAUCAUGUUGCUGAGCUAAAGGAACUAAUGCCUUUAAAUAGCUUAAGAGAUCUCUGCAUUUUAAAUCUGAGACACGGAAUAACAGAUGGUACGGCAACAAAUUUGAAGGAAAAACAGUAUCUUCAUUCCUUAGAGUUAGAUUGGUCUUCAUCAAAUGAUAGAAAAUAUCUUGAAGUCACUAUGGGAAGUACUAGCAGUGACGAGUAUGAAAUAACAUUGGAGAGCUUCCAGCCAGUCCUAAAUAUGAAAAGCUUGCAGUUAAAAGGUUACGGGGGUGUGAGGUUGUCACGUUGGGUUUUCUCUCUUAAAAAGCUUGUAAGGUUUUCUUUGUCAAACUAUAUCAAAUGCCAAACUCUGCCACCAUUGGAUCAGUUCCCUUCUCUCAAUAAACUUGAUUUGUAUAACAUGCCUCUUAUAGAAUAUAUUUCAGAUGACUUCUUCACUCCAUCAAAAGCGGCAUCAUUGAUGCCAUCCUUGGAAGUUCUGUAUCUUGGAGAUUUGUCUAAUCUUAAAGGAUGGUGGAGAGAUACUGUGACAAAUGGUACUUCUGAAAGUACAACAAUGCCAUCAUCAUCCAUGUUCCUUUAUUUUCCUCGUCUUUCUGGUUCACGAAUUGAGGGUUGCCCCAAACUGAAGUUCUUGCCCUUCUCCCCAUCUAUCACACGCCUAACACUGGAAAGUUCAACUUGGAUGCCAUUCCAUCGAACAAUGAUGAGCAUUACAACAGAAGAAACGUCAUCAUCAUCAUCAUCAUCAUCAUUGACUCCUUCUUCAUCUACACAACUUAUCGCUUCCUCUUUCUCUCAUUUGGUGUCCACUUUGAAAUAUCUGUGGCUAUGUCAUAUCGAUGAUGAUCUACACUUUCUUCCCAAUUGGUUCAAAAGCCUUACAUCUCUAGGGAGCCUGGGCUUUGAUGGGUGCUCAAAGUUAAAGCAUCUGUCCCCCAUUAUUCAACAUCUAGUCUCACUUCGAGAGUUGUAUAUUAUUCGAUGCAAUGAGCUUGACAUGUCCAAUGCUAAAGUGAUUUCAUGGAAAGCCUGUAAAAGCCUAGUGUCUCUCUCAUUCAUCAGUCUUCCAUGA
Messenger RNA from Ziziphus jujuba (common jujube), 3069 nucleotides. RefSeq names its product disease resistance protein RGA2-like. The record is from RefSeq and is a predicted model, not a curated record. Gene Ontology annotation, molecular function: protein binding; ADP binding. The coding region runs from base 1 to 3069 and encodes 1022 amino acids. The transcript has 2 exons. NCBI's taxonomy places the organism in Eukaryota, Viridiplantae, Streptophyta, Magnoliopsida, Rosales, Rhamnaceae. Gene Ontology annotation, biological process: defense response to other organism.